AUGUCCGUUUUUCUCGUCCGUAGUAUCCGUUCUCGCCCGUUGCCAUCGCUCGGAUCAGCCUCUGCUUCAGGGAACAGCAGAAGCAGCAGCGUAGAGCUUUCUUCGUUACUUCCAAUGGCAGCAAUAUCAGGGAAGACUAUUCAAAAUGUAUUUUUGGCACACCGUUGCCAGCGGCCUAGGCAAAACACAAGAAAUCCCAGUGAAUUUUGUGCCCUCAAUGUCAGCAAUAUGCAUCCCCUUCAGGGGAGGAGGAUAGCAUGGACUGACAUGUCAACCAUGCAGUCACAUAUCUUAGCACCACAAUGGACUAAUUUGGGGAACCGAACAAGUAUCUCCUGCAAUGCUACGCAAUGUGGAAAUGUUGUCUCAUCCUUUGAGAAAGUUGACUUUCUCAAGCUCCAAAAUGGAAGCGAUAUUCGUGGUGUUGCUGUUGCUGGUGUUGAAGGGGAGCCUGUUACUCUUACCGAACCUGUUAGUGAAGCUAUAGCUGCUGCCUUUGCUGCAUGGGUACUUGAGAAAAAGAAACCAGAUGGUUCGAAGCGCCUAAGAAUCUCAAUAGGUCAUGAUUCACGGAUAUCUGCGCAGAAAUUACAGGAUGCAGUUUCUCGUGGUAUUGCCGAUGCAGGGGUUGAUGUCAUCCAGUAUGGAUUGGCAUCAACACCAGCAAUGUUCAAUAGCACACUUACAGUAGAUGAGAACUUUCUUUGUCCAGUUGAUGGAUCCGUAAUGAUAACAGCCAGCCAUCUUCCCUAUAAUCGCAAUGGCUUCAAGUUUUUCACUAAUGACGGUGGACUAGGUAAAGCUGAUAUCAAAAACAUCCUCGAUCGCGCAUCAAAAAUAUAUGAAUCAUUCUCCGAUGCUAGUCUAAAGGCAUCAGAACAAGCUGCUGAUGCAGCUGUAAAAAAGGUGGAUUACAUGGCAGUCUACACUUCUGAUCUUGUAGCUGCAGUUCGUAAAGCCGCUGGAAACAUAGAGAAGCCACUGGAGGGAUUUCACAUAGUCGUCGAUGCAGGAAAUGGAGCUGGUGGAUUCUUUGCGGGAAAGGUACUCGACCCUUUAGGUGCAGUUACCACUGGGAGCCAAUUCUUGGAGCCAGAUGGUAUGUUUCCAAAUCACAUUCCUAACCCUGAAGAUAAAACUGCAAUGAAAGCAAUAACACAGGCAGUGCUUGAGAAUAAGGCGGAUUUAGGUAUCAUAUUUGAUACCGAUGUUGACAGAUCUGCUGCUGUCGAUUCAAGUGGUCGUGAGUUCAAUCGAAACCGAUUAAUUGCUUUAUUGUCUGCUAUAGUUCUUGAGGAGCAUCCAGGAACAACUAUUGUCACCGACAGUGUGACUUCAGAUGGUCUCACUACAUUUAUUGAAAAGAAACUAGGUGGGAAACAUCACCGGUUCAAAAGGGGCUACAAAAAUGUCAUUGAUGAAGCAAUUCGCCUGAAUACUGUCGGUGAGGAGUCACAUUUGGCUAUUGAAACCAGCGGCCAUGGAGCAUUGAAAGAAAAUCACUGGCUUGAUGAUGGAGCAUACCUUAUGGUCAAGGUUUUAAAUAAACUUGCCUCCGCCCGAGCUUCAAAUUCAAAAGUUGGUAGCCAAGUUUUGACUGAUUUGGUAGAGGGCCUAGAAGAAGCCGCUGUGUCAGUGGAAGUGAGGUUGAAAAUUGAUCAGAAUCAUUCAGACCUUAAAGGAGGGUCUUUCCGUGAUUAUGGCGAAGCAGUGCUAAAGCACUUGGAGAACAAAAUCAGUUCAGAUCCAAUGUUCAAGAAAGCGCCGAAGAAUUAUGAAGGGGUUAGAGUCUCAGGCUAUGGUGGGUGGUUCCUGCUAAGGCUCUCCCUCCACGAUCCCGUUCUUCCCCUCAACAUCGAGGCACCGAGCAAUGAGGAUGCCGUUAAGCUUGGGCUCGCUGUGCUCUCCGCUGUAAAAGAAUUCCCGGCUUUGGACACCUCAGCACUCGACAAGUUCGUGCAGCAAUAAUAAUUUUACCAUCGACGCCAUUUUAUCAAUCAAAUAGCCGUGCCAUCUAUAUUCCGCCGCUUACUUUAGAUGUGCUAAAUCACAUCUUUUAGCUACAAGUUUUCAUAUAUAUAUAUCGGGAAAUCCUCACACAGACUGCCAAUGAGUGUCGAUGACUAAGACUCGAAAUAUAAUUACAUCUCUUGUAUUUUCUUGUUGGCGGAAUGAUUUGUAGUUGAGAAUAAAUUUGUAGCGAAGAAGCAUAGGUGCUGUUGCUAUAAAGAGUUGGUGUAAGUACUACUUAUUGCUCGACGCGGUGAAAUGAGCAUAAACAAUAAACAACUUGUCGUCGCAGUUGAUUCUGCUUAAACUUUGUUAUUUUUAGCUGAGGAAAUCCAAGUGGUGGAAUGGUUUUUUUGCGAGUGAUAA
Messenger RNA from Ananas comosus (pineapple), 2376 nucleotides. Its product is annotated as phosphomannomutase/phosphoglucomutase. The transcript is spliced from 18 exons. Gene Ontology annotation, molecular function: phosphomannomutase activity. Lineage: Eukaryota; Viridiplantae; Streptophyta; Magnoliopsida; Poales; Bromeliaceae. Bases 1 to 1968 code for a protein of 655 amino acids. The record is from RefSeq and is a predicted model, not a curated record. Gene Ontology annotation, cellular component: chloroplast stroma. Gene Ontology annotation, biological process: carbohydrate metabolic process.